Messenger RNA from Oncorhynchus keta (chum salmon), 5529 nucleotides. Its product is annotated as leucine-rich repeat and fibronectin type-III domain-containing protein 2-like. The transcript is spliced from 6 exons. NCBI's taxonomy places the organism in Eukaryota, Metazoa, Chordata, Actinopteri, Salmoniformes, Salmonidae. Gene Ontology annotation, molecular function: protein binding. Bases 1208 to 3619 code for a protein of 803 amino acids. Gene Ontology annotation, cellular component: cell surface; postsynaptic density membrane. The record is from RefSeq and is a predicted model, not a curated record.
CUUAUCGUUUCAUUAGGCUGUAAAAAAAAAAAAAAAUGUCGUUAGAUUGAAUGUGCGACAAAGAGGACGAUAAUGCGCAAAUAUGCGGUCAAUGUUGGUCAAAGUUUAGAUGGAACCCUGACUAUAAUAGUGUUGUUGCGGGCGAAUGAGCGCUUCCUCUCAGCCUCUCACUGCCUGUCUCUCCUGCGGUUACCGAGACGCAGGCUGGUCGUGCCACCUAAAUACCUCAACCAGCUAUCUGCUGCUCUGCGUUAUCCCCUUUGUGCCGCGGUGUACAGCUUGUGUGAUUGUUGCAGAGGAUUGGGCUACUCGUUUCUACAAGGUUUUGCUCGGAACGCAAAAUUAUCUGGUAUAGGUGUUUUGCCAAAAAUCAACUAAUUCUGAAUUGAACAAUAGGAUAUUGCUUUUUAAUUAAUUUGUCCUGGUAUGCUUUUAAUCCUGUGCUAUUUUUCAAGUAUUUUAAGGACGAAUGGAAAUCGAUUCAAGUAAAGACGAAUUACGAUAGAUCAGAACUAUAGAUUACAGUCAAAUUGAGUGAGCGUUCGAGUUUGAUUGAAAUAACUCAACAUAGCCUACAUUUGGCCAGUUUCGCUGCACCAAUAUAGUGCCCGUCUUUCAAACUGCUGAGAGACUGGAGAGGUUGUCUCGCACUGAAUGAGUCGCUUUGGAACGCGCGCUAUCCACAGAGCGAGCCGGUGGUGAAAAAGGUCGGGAUUGCGAUCAGUAGGCUAGCCUAUAUUGGAAAUUAAAAACGAUUUUGGAAUAAUGGUGAAGUGAAAAUAAGAACACCGAAGAUGCAACAUCUCCUUGGUAGAAUACACGAUGGACAAACGCCUGCCAUGAAUGGUGAGAGCGUAACCCGAUGAAGAAUGAUACAUGUAUAUCACAUGCAAGGGAGAGCAAUUGCCAAGAAUUUUCUGGAAGAGGAGAACGAGACAUACCUUGUUUACUGCCGUCAAAGAGGCAGAAAGGACGGUCUUAUGAUGGUCAGAAUGAGCUCAGGAAUAAGGCUUUUGCUGAGGUGAAAAUUAUGGAAGCCUGACCCAAGGAGAACCUUCCACCUGAUUAUCCAUAGCCUGGUCGCUGUUGGCCAUUCCCUCUGGUGUGGUGGGAAGAGACCUGCAGGCUGUGAUUGACGGGCGAUGCCCCGUGAGUGAACCUAUGGCAGUGACACAACACAAUACAGGUUCCUUUGUGUGACUCUACCAUGGACCACAUCCUCUGUUGCCUGCUGGUCCUGGGAACCGCAGUGAUGAUGGCCCAUGCAUGCCCUAAGUACUGUGUCUGCCAGAACCUAUCCGAGUCCCUUGGGACCCUGUGCCCCUCCAAAGGCCUUCUCUUCGUCCCGUUGGACCUCGACCGGCGCACUGUGGAGCUCCGGCUGGGUGGCAACUACAUCCUCCGCAUCACUCAGCAGGACUUUGCCAACAUGACCGACCUGGUGGACCUGACGCUCAGCCGCAACACCAUCAGCUACAUCCAGCCCUUCUCCUUCGGCGACCUGGAGACCCUGCGUUCCUUACAUCUGGACAACAACCGCCUCAUGGAGCUGGGUCCAGAGGAUCUCCGGGGCCUGGUUAACCUGCAGCACCUCAUCCUCAACAACAACCAGCUGGGAAGCAUCUCAGACAGGACCUUCGAAGACCUGGCCCCCUCCCUGGAGGAUCUGGAUCUGUCCUACAACAACCUGAGGAGCCUGCCCUGGAACUCAGUCAAGCAGAUGGUCUCCCUCCACCAGUUGAGUCUUGAUCAUAACCUCCUGGACUUUAUCCCUGAGGGGACCUUUACUAAUCUAGAAAGGUUGGCUCGCCUGGAUCUCACCUCCAACCGGCUGCAGAAGCUGCCCCCGGACCCCAUCUUCGCCAGGGCACAGGAUUUGGUGCUGUUGACCACGCCCUACACCCCUCAGCUGUCCCUUAGCAUCGGGGGAAACCCCCUGCAUUGUAACUGCGAGGUGCUGUGGCUGCGGCGGCUGGAGAGGGAUGACGACCUGGAGACCUGCGCUUCCCCUCCCAGCCUGAAAGGGCGCUACUUCUGGUAUGUGAGGGAGGAGGAGUUUGUGUGCGAGCCGCCACUCAUCACUCAGCACACUCACAGGAUGCUGGUGCUGGAGGGCCAGACGGCCAGCCUGAGGUGCGAGGCUGUUGGAGACCCCACCCCUACCAUCCACUGGAUGGCCCCCGAUGACCGUCUCCUCGGCAACUCAUCCCGUAACGCUGUCUACCGCAACGGCACCCUGGAAAUCCUCAUUACCACCUCCAAGGACUACGGUACCUUCACCUGCAUCGCUGCCAACGUGGCUGGAGAGUCCACCGCCUCUGUGGAGCUGUCAAUCAUCCAGCUGCCCCACCUUAGCAACGGCACCAGUCAAGCCUCGCAGCCCAAGUCCCGCCUCUCAGACAUCACAGGCACCACUAGGAUCAGCAAGGGGGUUCCUAAGAGCCCGCCUGAGAAAGUGGUCACUGUGUCAGAGGUGACAGCCAUUUCAGCUCUGGUUAAGUGGACAGUCAGCAAGGCAGCGCCCAAGGUGAAAAUGUUUCAGCUCCAGUACAACUGUUCGGACGACGAAGUCCUCAUCUACAGGAUGAUCCCGGCCUCCAGCAAUGCCUUCCUGGUGACCAACCUGGUGUCGGGGACAAAGUACGACCUGUGUGUCUUGGCCGCCUGGGACGACACCGCCACCACCCUGACUGCCACCAACGUGGUGGGCUGUGCCCAGUUCUUCACCCGCGAUGACUACACCCAGUGCCAGUCUCUCCACAGCCAGUUCCUAGGGGGCACCAUGAUCCUGGUGGUGGGUGGCAUCAUUGUGGCGACGCUACUCGUCUUCAUCAUUAUCCUGAUGCUGCGCUACAAGGCCACCGACAAUGAGGGGGGUGGCACGGGGGGGAUCAGCAAGCUGACCAGCGUUAGUGCCACCCACUCACAGACCAAUGGGGGCCGGCUGGGACAGAAUGGCAUGCCCCUGCCCUUGCCCAAACCCAAGGCCAAAGUAACCAUCAAAGACGAGGUGGUGGAGUUUAAAUGCGGAUCCCUCCAGAGCAGCCUCACCUCCUCCUCUUCCUCGUCGGGUGGCUCGGUGGUUGGGGGUGGCUCUCACAGCCCCAACAGCACCCUGGCCAACAUGUGGAGGCAGGCGGCCCCCUCCAAGCCCCGGGCCAACCUGGACCACCUGCUGGGAGCCUUCAACUCCCUAGAGCUCCGGGCGGGCCAGGCCAGGGGUAGGGGAGACCUGGGGGAGCCAUCCUCCAGCAGUAGCACUCUAGUGGCGGGCGGCGAUAGGCCCCCCACGGACAGGGAGCCCCUGCUGGGCCACACAAUGGACUCACGGCUCAGCCGGGUGCUCAUGCUGCCUCUGGACUCCAAGCCAAGAAGAAGCCAGUCGUUUGACAUGGGGGACUGUAUGGAUACAAACCGCCAAACAGAAAAAGCGAUGGCCUCUAGCGCCUCGACGGCCACAACGCCGGUGUGCAGCUACCCCCGGCGCAUCAGCAGCAUCUGGACUAAGAGGAGCUUGUCGGUGAACGGCAUGCUGCUGCAGUGUGACGAGGAGGGUGACAUGGGAGGGAGCAAGGGGACCUUCGAGAGCCAAGAGUGGGUCAUGGAGAGUACUGUCUAGGAGAGAUGGUGACACACUUUACAUCUUCUUAAACACUGCCCCAGGAAGGUGGCAAUACGCCUAAGUUCUGAUAGACCCACCGGUGAGUGGAGAAGUCCCUGCUUCCUCCCUCCUUCCUUGUUUACAUGGAAUUAAUUCAUGUUAAUCUAUUGUGGAUCCACCAUUGUUGUGACAGAUAAGUAAAGCUCAAACCACACCUCUCGAACCCCAAAAUGGGUAAAUAGGGUGAAGACGCUCGGUGGACGGAGCUGAUUGGUGGAGUGAGGAUGUUUUGUGUUUGUAUGUGUGUGUUCUCUACAUGGGGAGGGGGGGACGCACAGUAAUGGUCAACCACAAACUACAAGUAAGUCAUGCAAUGAAACCUAGUGGAUUGUGCAAUUUGUGUGCGGUAUGGAGUCACAUGGAAACUCAGAAAUUGGAAGCAGGCCUGUUGUUCAAAACGAGGGCCUUAGUUUCUCAGACACAAGGAACGUAAAACAAAUCACUGUAUUUGUUGACUUGUAAAAUGGCAUACCAUAAAAGCCACUCUUGUUGCUGAGAUGUUGGGCCAUGCCUCUGGACUAUACUACUGCUGCAAGUUCAUCUGAAAUAUGUCAUGAAUUUUUAUAUAUUUAAUUUUGCCGAUCAAAUACACAUUGUCUAAUACUGUUCUUCGCCUCUGUACAAGAUGGGGCUCCGACCUCAAUAUUUGCAUUAUGAAAAACCACAAUACACAAGUAUAUCCAGCCACAUUGUUUUUAUAUCCACAGAACCAUUUUGUUUCUUAAUCCAUUUGGACUGAAUGGUAUUUAUAUAUCAGUGAUGUAAUGAGUCCUUACAAAAAUAUAUAAAAAAGAUUUCAUGAAAACAAUGUCUGUGAAUAUAUUAACUUUAUACACAGAGUAUAUAUUUGAGGGUUCAUUAAAUAGCUCCAUAUCUGGUACCCUAUCAAGUUGGAUUAAUGUAUAAAGCAAGCAAACAAUUUCUCUUUCUUAAAGUUAACAAUGUGAAAAUGGUAAGGUCUUACGUGAAAAUGGAACUGUUAUCGUGAAUUAACCCAAUAUAGAGCUCACAACCAGCACAAGUUAACACUCUCCAGCAAGAAAGAUUGAGCCCCCAGAAAAACUGCAGCUCAACAUGCACAAUUGUUGAGAGACAAGCAUUCUUCUCCAAUUCCAAGGAACAUUUGUACAUGUUUAUGAACUUUGAUGCACUGACCUUUAUUCUCUAUCUGGAACUCAUCACCUUAAAUGAUCGACAUUUGAGAGUAAGCAUACAGCUUGCCACCCUUACCAGUUAUUGGCAUGAGAAAUGUACAGGGAAUUCGUACUGAACUAUCAGUGUCUAGGAAUUGUCCAACCGGAUUUUUGGUUUGGUAGCAUAAACUCGCAGUGUUACAAAACCCUCCAUCUCUUUGUGAUCGUGUCAAGACAGCCCUUCAAGAACAUGAACUGCAACUGAUUUAACUUGAGUUUACAAAAAAAAAAAAAAGUCCAUUGUAAGGUACCAUAAACGUACAGUCCACAAUGGUUAUGCUCUCAACCAUGGUGAAGUUGUUGGCUUUUCUGUAACGUGUACAACUUGCAUGUUUAUCGAGGACUAACUCAUAAAGACCACGAAGGACCUUAUACACUCUCUCUCGAUCUGUCCUUUCUCACGUUGUCUGAAUGACUUCCAUUGCUUCUGUACAUUGACUCUGUAUACUGGCUUUUUUUGUACAAUAAUUGAGUGAGAAUGUUCAAUGGCGAAAAACAAUAAUGUAUACCAGUGUCUUUCUUUUCUUUGUAAGCAUAAAGAAAUACAGAGGUGCUUCACUGUAUCAUUACAGCGUAACCAUGUACAUUUCUCACCUGGAAUUGUAGACAAUGUUUCGGUGGUCAAACCUAUUGUUUUUUGCUACAAAAUGAACAAAAAUAAAAAUAAAGAUAUUC